UGCAGCCCCACACUGGGGCAUCCAUCUGGGUUCAGGUCUGGAGUCACCCCCUCCAGGACACGGGGAUGGGGGGAGCAGGAGAUCCCUGGGACUGAAAAAUAUGGGAAAAGGAUUGUGACCCUCAGCCCCGUGUCACUUGACAGUUCCAUGUCACCCCUAAGCCCUGUGUCACACCUCAGGCCCAGGUCACCUCCCUGUUCCAUGUCACCUCCGAGUCCUGUGUCACCUCAGCCGCUGUCACCCCCCCGCCCCCAGCCGAUGUCACCACAUCCUGGGGCCCUGCCAGCUGUGGGGUUGGGGGAGGGUGUGCCGUUCUUGUUCGUGCCGGUGGCAGGAUCCGGCCGUGCUGUCCCCGCGAUGCUGCCGGGGUGGCCGUGGCCCCGGGCCGGCCCCACCGUGUCCGUGCGGGCUCUGUUCAGUUACCGCUACCGGGCACAGGACGGGCGGGACGUGGCCAUGGCCGCGGGCGAGCGGCUGCUGCUGCUCCGCAGGGCCACCCCGGACUGGUGGCAGGUGAGGCGACCCGGGGACCCCCCCUGGGCGCGCCCCUUCUUUGUCCCCGCCGCGUACGUAGCCGAGGAAGAGCCCGGGAACAGCGGGAUCCAGAGCCCGGGGGCAGCCACGGGUCCCCCCCGUGCCGGUGGCCUCAGCACCAGAGAGCUGCCGGACACGGCCCCCUCUUCACCCCCGCGGUGCCAGUCCCAGGAGGACACUGGGGUGUCCCCUCCGGGACCCGCCAAGGAGCGGAGACAGCGAGAGACCCCCCCAGUGCCGACAGGGCCCCCCCUGCAGGUUUUGGGGUCCUGGGAGCGGCACCGGGACCCCGAGAGCGGCCGCUGCUUCUUCUACAGCCCCGAGAGCGGCAUCAGUUCUUGGAAGCCCCCCCGGCGGCACCGGGCGGGUACGGGGCGGGGGGACCCCGAAACCAGUGCCUGGGCUGCAGCUCCCCAAGAGCACAGUGCGUUUGUGGGGCCUUUGCUGGCCUGGACCCCCGACCCCCUGGAGCUGAAAGUUCUUGCAGAGCCCAACUGAGGAUUCCUGGUUGGGCUCUCUGGGCAGAGGUGCUGCUGGCCCCAUCUGUCCCCCAGGUGCUGGCACAUUUUGGAGAUCAGGAAUGCUGGAAAAAGCUUAUUCACCAGAUACAACACGCU
Molecule: messenger RNA, 1151 nt
Organism: Cinclus cinclus
Lineage: Eukaryota; Metazoa; Chordata; Aves; Passeriformes; Cinclidae
Product: rho GTPase-activating protein 9-like
Exons: 5
Coding region: 148-1032 (294 amino acids)
Molecular function (GO): protein binding
Source: RefSeq, a predicted model, not a curated record